Micropterus salmoides (largemouth bass) is the source of this 1161-nucleotide messenger RNA. Its product is annotated as integrin beta-2-like. The annotation marks the transcript as partial. The transcript has 9 exons. Gene Ontology annotation, cellular component: integrin complex; cell surface; focal adhesion. Gene Ontology annotation, molecular function: amyloid-beta binding; integrin binding. Lineage: Eukaryota; Metazoa; Chordata; Actinopteri; Centrarchiformes; Centrarchidae. Gene Ontology annotation, biological process: cell migration; integrin-mediated signaling pathway; cell-matrix adhesion. The record is from RefSeq and is a predicted model, not a curated record.
UUUGGUGAAGAGGAGUCAACACGCUGUGAUACUGAAGCUCAGUUAAUAGCAAGAGGCUGCAAGAUGGAAGAAAUCAUCUCCCCCCGGAACAUCGUAACCACUGUGAAGAAAGGUCCGCUAUCUGAGUCGUUCAGUAAGCAGGAGUCUGUCCAGCUGAAUCCACAGGAGACUUCACUAAUACUGCGACGCAAUCUUCCUGCCACACUCAGUGUUUCUUUUAAAAGAGUUCAGGGUUAUCCAGUGGAUCUCUACUUCCUGUUGGACCUGUCUUACUCCAUGACAGAUGACUUGGAAAAUGCUAAACAACUGGGGCAAGAUCUUUUUGCAGCUCUGAGUAAAAUCACUGAACAUGCUCAAAUAGGGUUAGGUGUCUUUGUCGAUAAGACAGUCCUUCCUUACACUAACACCCACCAGAGGAAACUGCAGAAGCCACGUGAUGAGAACGACCAGCAGUGUCAGGCUGCCUUCGGCUACAGACAUGUGCUUAGUAUGACACCAGAGAAGGAUGAGUUCAAAGCAAAAGUGAGAGAGCAGGUCAUUUCUGGGAACUUGACUUCUCCUGACGAGAUUCUUGACGCCAUGAUGCAGGCUGCUGUAUGUGGGGACAAAAUAGGUUGGAGGAACGGCAGCACUUGGCUGAUUGUGCUGACCACUUAUGCUGGAUUUCACAUUGCGGGGGAUGGAAAUUUGGCUAGCAAACUGGAACCCAAUGAUGAACUUUGCCACCUGGAAAACAACCUUUAUACCAAGAGCACUGAAAUGGACUACCCAUCUGUUGGACAACUAGCUAUGCAGUUGGAAAAAAACAAUAUUCAGCCGAUAUUUGCAGUGAAAAAGAAUGUGGAGAAUGUGAACAAGAGUACCUCAACUCUGAUUCCAAAAUCAGAGGUGGGCGUUCUGUCAUCAGAUUCUAAAAAUGUUGUUGAACUAAUGGGAAGUGUCUGCAGCUGCAGCCUCCAAUGCAAUGACAGCUAUUCUGGUCAGUUCUGUGAGUGUUACACUGACGGUAAAGACGAGCGGUCCCUGCGAGCUUCCUGUCAGAGGCAGAACGGCAGCGAGUGUGAGGGCAGAGGAGACUGUGUGUGGCAGACUGUCCAGAACCACGCAGCGUCCCACCUAUUCAUCGAAGGUGAAAGAGAGGAGAUGAACUGGAAAAGGUGA